Corythoichthys intestinalis (scribbled pipefish) is the source of this 2131-nucleotide messenger RNA. RefSeq names its product adenosine kinase-like. Gene Ontology annotation, cellular component: cytosol; nucleus. The transcript has 11 exons. The record is from RefSeq and is a predicted model, not a curated record. The coding region runs from base 336 to 1373 and encodes 345 amino acids. Gene Ontology annotation, biological process: purine ribonucleoside salvage; purine nucleobase metabolic process. Gene Ontology annotation, molecular function: adenosine kinase activity. NCBI's taxonomy places the organism in Eukaryota, Metazoa, Chordata, Actinopteri, Syngnathiformes, Syngnathidae.
AACGCACCGUGAUCCUUCAGAGUUCACCAUAUUAACCCAGCUUCUUUGAAGCGCUUAUCAGCACGCCUCUCACGAUCUUCUAAGUAUCUUUCACAAGAGAUGUGUUGUGGCGAUUCGAGCCAAUAGCUAGGCGGAGAGCAUAUCGUGGCCCUUCCUCCUCGAGAUGCCCACCACUCAUCCAUUUAGGAGAAGGAGGAGGAGCUGGCGUUGCAGGGGGAAGCCUCGAUCUGACACACGUUUGUGCUGAAAUUGACGAGUUUGGGAAUUCUUUGCUCCUUUGUCAUUGACGUUAAGCCCGCUCAACAGGUUUCUAGCACCCUGAAGGAAGGAGAGGGAUGUCUGCUCUGAGCUGCAAUUCACUCUUUGGGAUGGGGAACCCCUUAUUGGACAUUUGUGCUGUGGUGGACAAAGACUUCCUCGAUAAAUACACUCUGAAGCCAAAUGACCAGAUCCUAGCUGAGGACAAGCACAAAGCCCUGUUUGAUGAACUAGUGAACAAGUUCAAAACGGAAUACCACGCUGGGGGAGCCACUCAGAAUUCCAUUAAGAUCGCUCAGUGGAUGAUCCAAGAGCCUCACAACGUGGGCACGUUCUUCGGAUGCAUCGGCCAAGACAAGUUUGGAGCGAUUCUGAAGAAGAAGGCAGAAGAGGCACACAUCGACGCUCACUACUACGAGCAAGACCAAGAGCCCACGGGCUCGUGUGCCGCAUGCAUCACUGGAGCCAACCGGUCGCUGGUGGCUAACCUGGCUGCUGCCAACUGUUAUAAGAAGGAAAAGCAUCUGGACCUAGAAGAAAAUUGGAAGCUGGUGGAAAGAGCUAAAGUUUAUUAUAUUGCCGGUUUCUUCGUGACAGUGUCUUUGGAGUCCAUGCUAAAAGUGGCAAAGCACGCAUCAGAAAACAACAAACUGUUCUGCCUAAACCUGUCUGCACCCUUCAUCUGCCAGUUCUUCAAGGACCACCUCAUGCAGCUCAUGCCCUACGUGGACGUGCUCUUUGGAAAUGAGAUGGAGGCAGCUGUAUUCGCUAAAGAGCAAGAAUUUGAGACCAAAGACAUUAAGGAGAUUGCCAAGAAAGCGCAAGCUCUGCCCAAAGUCAACACCAAAAGAAAACGGAUUGUUGUCUUGACUCAGGGGAAGGAUGAAACUGUGAUGGCUCUCGGUGACAAAAUUGAGACCUUUCCAGUGAUGGCGAUUGAUCCCAAAGACCUAGUGGACACAAAUGGCGCUGGUGACGCAUUUGUUGGAGGUUUCUUGUCUGGGCUUGUCCGAGAAAAACCUUUGGACCAAUGUGUGAAGGCAGCUCACUACGCUGCCAAUGUCGUCAUUAGAAGGUCGGGUUGCACUUUCCCCGAAAAGCCAGAUUUUGUUUGACGUAUUUUUAUUGUUGUUGCUUUUCACCCAGAAUGUCCAUUGGACAAAAUGUCACCAUGAAUAUUUUUAUCCCAAGUCUUUCUCCCAAUCAGAUCUUUUUUUCAAUCCUGGCUUCUGAUUGACUUUUAAUUGUCAGCUUUGUGUCACCUCUCAAAAGCAAGACUAUGUCGGUUGCACUGGUUGUGAUUGCAGGAAACACUACUUUAAAAAAAAAAAAACAACAACAACUCGUGACUCAUUUUUUUAAACCAUUUUUUUCAUAUGAAAUGCAUGAAUUACAAAGUGUCAAUGCCACUACCCACAAGAAAAGCGCUUUGUUCAAAUUGUGCAUGAGUGCCUUUUAUUCUUUGUUACAAAGGUUCAAGACUUGAAGCUGCUUUUGUCAUCAAUAACAAAAAAUAUUUGUACAGUGAAAAAGACCAACAAUUAAAUGAUUAUUGAAAGAGUUUUCAUGCUCUUUUUCAUCCCCUUUACUAAGAACAGCAAGAUUUGUUAAAAACUGUGUAUUACAUUGUGAUAAAAUGCAAGAUUCCGUUUAUACCUCGUUUGAUUUGGAUUAAUCAAAACUUGAAUACAGUUCUGACCAUUUGUUUGAUGAUGCACAAUGGUGUUUUCCUUUUAUAACUGUUGUGUUUUUAAAUCAUGGAUUUACUGACCCAUUCAAUAUUAUUCCUCGAUAUGGCCUCGAAUGACUCUUUGGUCUGCUUUUGUCCAGACUUUUGUCUAAUGUGGACAAAUAAAACCACCUGAUGCAACAA